This is a messenger RNA of Harmonia axyridis, 1643 nucleotides long. RefSeq names its product endoplasmic reticulum-Golgi intermediate compartment protein 3. Gene Ontology annotation, cellular component: COPII-coated ER to Golgi transport vesicle; endoplasmic reticulum membrane; Golgi membrane. The transcript has 6 exons. The coding region runs from base 95 to 1246 and encodes 383 amino acids. The record is from RefSeq and is a predicted model, not a curated record. Gene Ontology annotation, biological process: endoplasmic reticulum to Golgi vesicle-mediated transport; retrograde vesicle-mediated transport, Golgi to endoplasmic reticulum. Lineage: Eukaryota; Metazoa; Arthropoda; Insecta; Coleoptera; Coccinellidae.
AAUUAUCUUAUUGGAAGAAUUGACUCGUAAACAAAUUCGGUAACGUCACUGAUUUGAAAGUAUUGAAAGUUAAAUUCAAUGAUUUAGAUUAGAAAUGGUUAGAGUAUUCGAAAAACUGAGAAAUUUUGAUGCAUAUCCAAAACCUUUAGAUGAUGCACAAGUUCGAACCUAUUCAGGCGCAGCAAUAUCAAUUGUAAGUCUAACAUUAAUGUUUAUUUUAUUCUUCAUUGAGUUCAUGGACUAUAUGACUCCAAAUAUCUCUGAGGAAUUAUUUGUAGACACAUCAAGAAGUCCUAACAUACAAAUAAAUCUUGAUGUUAUUGUUCCACAAGUUUCCUGCGAUUUUUUAGCACUGGAUGCAAUGGACUCAUCUGGUGAACAGCACUUAGAGAUUGACCAUAAUAUUUAUAAGAGAAGUUUAGAUUUGAAUGGUCAACCUAUUGAUACUCCUAAGAAAGAAGACAUCACAAUCAAAAAUAAAAACGAAGUAGCAGUGGUGAAUGAAACUAAAUGUGGCAGUUGUUAUGGAGCUGCACUUGAUCCUAAUAGAUGCUGCAACACCUGUAAUGACGUAAGAUCUGCAUAUAGGGAACGACAAUGGGCUUUUCCAGUCAAUCCUGAAAAUAUAACACAAUGCAAAGAUGAAAAAAUAGAUGAAAAGUUGAAAGCAGCCUUCAAGCAAGGGUGUCAGAUUUAUGGUACAAUUGUUGUGAACAGGGUCAGUGGUAGUUUUCACAUAGCACCAGGAAAAAGUUUCAGUAUAAAUCAUGUGCAUGUUCAUGAUGUGCAACCUUUUUCGUCAACAGAGUUUAAUACUACACAUAAAAUAAGACAUUUGACUUUCGGAGAAAGGAUCAUGAGCGAAACUCACGAUCCAUUGAAGGAUACCAUGGGAGUUGCAGAGGAAGGUGCUACCAUGUUUCAGUACUAUAUUAAAAUAGUUCCAACACAAUACUCUAAUAAAAAGGGGGAAGUUAUUAAUUCAAAUCAAUUUUCGGUUACCAAGCAUAAAAAAGUAAUUUCUAUAAUGAAUGGUGAAUCUGGAAUGCCUGGAAUUUUUUUCCAAUAUGAACUUUCUCCCUUGAUGGUAAAAUACACAGAAAAAGAAAGAUCUUUAGGACACUUUUUAACAAAUCUUUGUGCUAUCAUUGGUGGUAUUUUUACAGUUGCUGGUCUAAUUGAUACAUUUUUCUUCCACACAGUAAAACUCAUAGAAAAGAAAUUUGAACUGGGGAAAUUGCACUGACCUACAAUUUAUACUUGAUCCGCAAUCAAAAUAUGUUUUUCAAAAUUCAGUUUUAAUUCGUUAAUUCAAUUUCUUUUUUCAAUUAUGUUGUAGCCAUCCAAUUGAAAAGCGGCGAAGUUAAAUCAUUCUCACUGAUCACGAAAUUUUUGUUGGAGAAAUUUGUUUGAAAGAAACUAAAAAGUAAUCAAAUUCAUGUUUUGUUAAAAUGCUAGUCAAUAAUGAAAGUUCAAGUGAUAUGUUUGAUUUCAGUUUCUUCAUAAUAAAACAAAAUGUGAUUCAAACAAUUCAGGACAAUGGCUGCAAUAGUAAUUUUUAUGAUAUAUAAGUAAUAAUAUAUCGAACUGAAAUUUUAGAUCUAAUUAAAUUCAGUAUUUAAGACAAUAAAGAUGAAAAUAUA